Molecule: messenger RNA, 1362 nt
Organism: Entrophospora sp. SA101
Lineage: Eukaryota; Fungi; Glomeromycota; Glomeromycetes; Entrophosporales; Entrophosporaceae
Source: the annotation of a GenBank genome assembly
AUGGCGACAACAGAGCUACAGAAAUGGCUUGAGAGUGGUGGAGCUAAAGGAUACAAUUGGCUGCAACUAGAAGACUUCCCUGAUACUGGAAGAGGUCUUAAAACACUUCGGCCUCUUAAAUACAAUGACCUAGUUCUUACUAUACCAAGUACAUUCCUCUGGACAGUAGAUGGUGCACUUGAUGACCCUAUUCUUGGACCUGUGAUACAUCCAAUAAAGUCAUCAUUAUCAGUAGAAGAUACAUUAGCUGUGUUUCUUCUUUUUGUCAAAUCACGCAAAGAAGGAUACGAAGGAAGACGAUCACAUGUAGAAUUGCUACCAUCCAGCUAUACAACGAGUCUGUUCUUUGACGAUGACGAGCUUGAAAUCUGUUCUGGUUCUUCGCUUUAUCUCCUUACUCAACAAUUGAAGCAGCAAAUCAAAGAUGAUUACCUUCAGCUCUUCAAUAAUUUGUUUUCCAAGCAUCCUGAUAUUUUUCCUUUGGAAAAGUUUACCCAAAAUGAUUAUAUAUGGGCUCUUUGCACAGUCUGGAGUCGUGCUAUGGAUUUCCAGUUACCUGACAAACAAUUUCGUUGCAUUGUACCUUUUGCCGACUUGCUGAAUCACUCUUUUGACGUUCAACUUUGUCAUAUUUACGAUUCCAAGUCUGGUAACUUGCGAGUAGUGGCAGGAAAAGAUUACGCAAUAGGAGAACAAGUCUUUAUCAAUUAUGGUCCUGUUCCUAACAAUCGAUUCCUUCGCCUCUACGGAUUUGUCCUCCCUGACAACCCACACGACUCUUAUGAUCUUGUUCUUUCCACACAUCCGUUAGCACCAUUGUACGCUCAGAAAAUUUCCAUGCUUGAAUCGGCUGGUUUAAAAGCUGAUGCCUCCUUCCCUCUUAAACUCGAUGAUCCUCUUCCGUUGGAUGUGCUUCGCUAUUUACGGAUUCAACGUCUAACUCCUUCAGAAGUUCCUACAAUAAAGGUCAAUCACGGUGCCAGGAAUGUGGUAAGUGCUCGUAAUGAGGCAGAAAUUUUGGGGGCUUUGAUCGAAGCACUUGAGGGUCUGUUGGCUGAGUUUGGCAUUCCUCUUGAGGAACUUGAAUCAAGAAUUGCUUCUGGUAAAUAUCAAAAAGGUAGUAGCUCUUGGGCAGCAGCACACGUCAGUAUUGGAGAGCAGAGAGUUUUGAGGAUGUCGUUGCAGAAAGCAAAAGAUUUACUUAUGUUGGUUGUUUGUGCUCAAUGUGGAAAAGCGAACGACAACAAUAAGCGUUGUGGAAGAUGUAAAAGAGUGGUAUAUUGCGGGACUGCUUGUCAAAAAAGUCAUUAUAAGGAACACAAGGAUAUAUGCAAGACGUAUGUCGCUGAGGAGCAACAGUAA